This is a messenger RNA of Sorex araneus (European shrew), 2073 nucleotides long. RefSeq names its product nei like DNA glycosylase 1 (gene NEIL1). The record is from RefSeq and is a predicted model, not a curated record. The transcript is spliced from 10 exons. Gene Ontology annotation, cellular component: nucleus. Gene Ontology annotation, molecular function: damaged DNA binding; DNA-(apurinic or apyrimidinic site) endonuclease activity; DNA N-glycosylase activity. The coding region runs from base 361 to 1926 and encodes 521 amino acids. NCBI's taxonomy places the organism in Eukaryota, Metazoa, Chordata, Mammalia, Eulipotyphla, Soricidae. Gene Ontology annotation, biological process: base-excision repair.
CCGCGCGCCUCCCGCUGCUGCCCGCCGGCCGCCAGGGCUCCGCCAGGUGACCGCCUGGGAACUACAGCUCCCAGCAGCCCCGGCCGCCCGGAUUAGCCCCGCCGCCGCCGCGCGGGCCGGGCGUGGACCGGGCCCCUGGGCUCCUGCCUUGCACCGUUUUGGGUCCGCGAACGAACGCCUUUGGGCGCUGCUGCCCACACGCAGGCGCAGGCCUUGGAGCUCCGCCAGGGAGGACCGGUGUGCCUGGCGCGGGGGAGCGCGGGACCCCUGUGAGGAAGCGAGCCGGGCGGUGGGUCGAACUUGACUCUAGCAGCACCUGGGUUGAUUACUGGGCGAAGCUGGUGGAGCGCGUCCUUCAGGAUGCCCGAGGGCCCCGAGCUGCACCUGGCCAGCCUCUUUGUGAACCGGGCCUGCAGCGAGCUGGUGUUCGGGGGGUGCGUGGAGAAGUCGCCGGUCAGCCGCAACCCCGAGGUACCCUUUGAGAGCAGCGCUUACCACAUCUCCGCGGCCGCGCGGGGCAAGGAGCUGCGUCUGACCCUGCGCCCCCUGCCAGGGGCCCAGCCCCCCCGGGAGCCGCUGGCCCUGGUCUUCCGCUUCGGCAUGUCUGGCUCCUUCCAGCUGGCGCCCAGCGACGCGCUGCCCCGACAUGCCCACCUGCGCUUUUACACGGUGCCCCCGGGGCCACCGCAGGCCCUCUGCUUCGUGGACAUCCGUCGCUUUGGCCGCUGGGACCUCAGUGGCCAGUGGCAGCCAGGCCGAGGGCCGUGUGUCCUGGCGGAAUACGAGCAGUUCAGGGACAAUGUGUUACGAAACCUGGCGGACAAGGCCUUUGACCGGCCCAUCUGUGAGGCCCUCUUGGACCAGAGGUUCUUCAAUGGCAUUGGCAACUACCUGCGGGCAGAGAUCCUGUACCGGCUGAGGAUACCCCCUUUUGAGAAGGCCCGCACGGUCCUGGAGGCGCUCCAGCAGCGCAGGCCGGUGAGGGGGGUGCGGGGACGGGCUGCAGACGCCAGCAGGCAGGACCGUGAAGGCUCGCACACCUUUGGGCCUCAGUUUCCCCUUCUCUCUGGAGGGGUGGUGGAUGAGCCUCCCAGGAGUCCCGCAGAGCUCGGAAAGGGCUCUCUCCUGGGGGGCUGCCCACGCCGACCAUCCUGUCUCGCCCCUGCCCCUCCCCAGAGCCCAGAGCUGACCCUGAGCCAGAAGAUCAAGGCCAAGCUGCAGAACCCGGACCUGCUGGAGCUGUGCCACUCAGUGCCCAAGGAGGUGGUGCAGAUGGGGGGCAAGGGGUAUGGGCAGGAGCUGGGGGAUGAAGACUUUGCUGCCUUCCGCGCCUGGCUGCGCUGCUACGGCGUGUCAGGCAUGAGCUCCCUGCGGGACCGGCAUGGCCGCACCAUCUGGUUCCAGGGGGAUCCUGGACCUCUGGCACCCAAAGGGGGCAAGUCCCGCAAGAAGAAGACCAAAGCAGCACUGAGGGGGCCGGAGGAUACCGUGGAGGGACCCCCGUCUCCUCCACCUCCUGCCAGUCGCACCAAGACCCCUGCCCGACCACGCAGGCCACGCCGGGGCCGUCCUGAGCGCGGCACAGAGCAGCAGCCCGUGGCGGCCAGCCCCCCGCCGGCGCCUGCAGCCCCCGAGAAAGGGAAGAGGCGGAGGCGGCCUCCCUCUGCGCCCCGCUCGAAGGCCCUCAGUGCAGGCCCCGGAGGAUCAAGGCUGACACCCCAUCCACGGAGCCUGAAGGCAGCCCGGCCUCUUAGCAGGCGGCUCUCUGGGCCCGCUGCUGCCUGUUCCGCUCAGGAAGCCCCAGCCCUGCACGCUGCACCCCUGCCCCUCGCCUCACAUCCACUCGGAAAGCGCUUUAUUUUUAUAAACAUGAAUUUGGACUUCUUGGCACUUUCUGGCAUGGCUGCGUGGUACAAGGCCGGCUGAUCGGGGGGCGGCGCCAAGGCCCCCCUCAUUUCUCCUGUGCUCAGUCCACGGGCCUGCUCCCCAGUCAGCGCCCACCCCUCGUCCUUCUCCCCAGCCCUCUUGCUGCCCGGCACCCACCCCCUUGGAGCUUCCCGGGCCCAGGCGCAC